CACUUUAGACUAUAGAAACGUAAUCGGCCAACACACCUAUGGGAUCGAGGGAGAAUCAAGCUCUGCAUGCGUGAGAGAGAGAGAGAGAGAGAGAGAGAGAGAGAGAAUGGGAAAAGGGCCUUUUUCGUGGCUUCGGAAGGUACGACGGCGCCGGCCGAAGAAGACGACGGAGAUGCAAUUGCAUCUAGUCGACGCUAAUACCAACAACAAUAGCCCCUCCGUCGACGCUCAUAACACCACGACCACCACCACCAACAACAGCUCCUCCGUCGCUGUUGUACCUGCAAAGGGCAAGAAGAAGACUGGUGGAUCACGGCUCUGGAUGCGUUUCGAUCGAUGUGGUCAGACUGAAUUGCUUGAAUGCGACAAAAGUGCCAUCAUCAAGCGUGCAUCCAUUCCUGCGAGGGAUUUGAGGAUCCUUGGUCCUGUCUUUUCGCACUCCUCCAAUAUACUUGCCAGAGAAAGAGCCAUGGUUGUCAAUUUAGAGUUCAUAAAGGCCAUAGUAACUGCUGAAGAAGUGCUGUUGCUUGAACCUCUGUGUCAAGACGUUAUACCUUUUGUGGAUCAACUAAAGCAACAACUUCGACAUAAAAGCCCAUUUAGAAUUCAAGAGGCCGGCCAAGAAGAAAGCCGUCCUUCACCUGGUGAACAGUGGUUGCAUGUUCCUGAAGCAGCUGAAGGUGUACAACACGAGCUUCCAUUUGAGUUUCAGGUCCUGGAGAUUGCAUUAGAGUUUGUUUGUACAUAUUUAGAUAAUAGUGUUGCAGGCCUUGAGAGAGAUGCUUAUCCUGUCCUGGAUGAACUAGCAAGGAAUGUUAGCACUAAGAAUCUUGAACGUGUCCGAAGUUUGAAAAGCAACCUUACCCGUUUACUUGCAAAUGUACAGAAGGUGAGGGAUGAGAUUGAACAUCUUUUAGAUGACAAUGAAGAUAUGGCUCAGUUGUAUCUAACACGGAAGUGGAUCCAAAGUCAGCAGUAUGAAGCAUUGAUGGCAACGGUGGCUUCAAAUAGCAUCGUCACUAAUGCACCUAACCUUCGUCGGCUUAGUUCUUAUAGGAGUGCAAGUAUGGGUACUAGCAAUUAUUCAGAUGAUCAUGACGUAGAAGAUCUGGAGAUGUUGCUUGAGGCUUAUUUCAUGCAACUAGAUGGAACUCGUAAUAAGAUAUUAUCAGUACGGGAAUACAUUGAUGACACAGAGGACUAUGUCAACAUCCAACUUGACAACCAGAGAAAUGAACUUAUUCAGCUCCAGUUGACAUUAACCAUAGCAUCAUUUGCCAUAGCUGUUGAGACCUUGAUAGCCGGAGCAUUUGGCAUGAACUUGAACUGCCAAUGGUUUAGCAUCAAUGGCAUCUUUGGCCCCUUUGUUGGAGGAAUCUCAGCAAUGUGUUUCAUGCUUUUUCUGCUCAUGCUGGGUUAUGCCAGAUGGAAAAAGCUGCUUGGGACAUAAACGAAGCGAAGUCAAGGUUGUGUCAUAGUUCAUUCUCAGGAUUUUGCAUUGGCAGCAAUGUCUAAAAUUUUCUAGUCACUAAUAAUGUCCUGAUGGUGAAAAAUUUAGGAAAUAAAUUCUGGAAGUUGAUAGAUAUUGCAGGUGUUUUCAAUGCGGUCUACUGAAGUUAUAUGAUAUGUAAUAGCUGUUGGUGAUUAGUUGGUGGCAUUGUCAAUAGGAUGCAUAACAACAACAAAGCUUUCUUCGUUGAUUCAGAUGGGUUAUUAGGUAUAGACACGGUCCUUGAUACAGAGCAAGAGUGUGUGGAGUGUCAAAAAUUACAAAAUUACCGAAGGGAAAAAGUUACUAGCUUUUGGUGUGGUUGAACAUUGAGAUGUACUGAAUUCUUUAUAAUUUAAUAUAAGUGUUGUUAAACUUAAA
This is a messenger RNA of Macadamia integrifolia, 1870 nucleotides long. RefSeq names its product magnesium transporter MRS2-4-like. The record is from RefSeq and is a predicted model, not a curated record. The transcript is spliced from 4 exons. NCBI's taxonomy places the organism in Eukaryota, Viridiplantae, Streptophyta, Magnoliopsida, Proteales, Proteaceae. Bases 107 to 1450 code for a protein of 447 amino acids. Gene Ontology annotation, molecular function: magnesium ion transmembrane transporter activity. Gene Ontology annotation, biological process: magnesium ion transport.